CUGCAUUUACUUUUAGUCUAUCAAACUAAUUGUACAAUACGCAGUCUGAGGUAUUUACUCAACAAAAGAAGUUGUAACAAUUUAGUUGCUUUUUUAUUUGAAAUAUCACCAAAAUGCACGUGUGCUCUAUGUCUUUCAUCUUGCUUUGUUUUUUGGUAUGGCAAGUUACAGUAGGAGAAGCGGCAGAAAGUUUUGCAAAUCUAACCGACGUAACGAACUGCACUCUGAUACCGAGAAAAACUCAGAUUACCGGAGAAUUGAGAGAAUUAAUCGACAAUGAAAACAGGAAAAUUACAAUAAAUGUUGAAAUAACUGGCGAGUUAGGACCUUUAGGCGAACAAUAUCCUGGUGGACUUUUUGAACCGAAGAAAUGGAUUUUGAUAACUGAGGAAGCAGGAAGGUCGUUACUGCUUUUCCCUGAUGACCAAGUUGCUAUGUCACUGUAUACGCUUUCGUUUGGCGUGAGCUCUCUUGCAGUAACGCUAGAUCAACAACCGGAAAAUUGUCUGAAUAGAAAUUAUUCUCUAGAUCAAAUUCUUAACACGAUCCGAUUCUACGUUCUUCGCAAUUUCACUGAAGAUGGAAGUGAUGUGCCUGAUAACUUUGAAGUAUGUAACCGGCAGGUCAUUUUCAAAGACGACAACAAAUCAGCGGAACUUAAAUAUAUUUGUUGUAACGAUGAAAUGGAAUCAUGUUACACUUUGGAACCCGGUAGAUGGAUGAACACACUAGAUAUAUGCUUAUUUAUUUUAGAGUUCGUUUUGCCUUUUCUAUGCCCUCUCUUAAUUCCGAAACAAAUUUUCAAAACACUUUCAACAUUUAGUUAUAUCCCGGAUCGAUGUCAUGGAAGGCCGCCGAAAUUGCUUGUGUGCAAAAUUUCUUCAAAUCCAAAUCCUCAACGGUAUACUCAAAUUGAAAUUUCGUUGCCUCAGUUUGAAACAUUCAUGAGUACAAAAUUACAAGGAAUUCACAGCCUUGAAGUGAAAUCGAUACAGCUUGAAGCAAGAGAAGAAAAACUGAUAGAGGAAGGCUCACAUCCAUUUGGAUUUUGGAACUUUCUGUUAAAGACAUUCGUUGAAUGCGAGAUGAGAAAAGGAGACGAUAAUUUGAACGACUGUUGUAAUCAAAACAUAUGUAAACCUUUCACAUGCUGCUACAUGUCAUGGAUUCAAUUUUUGAAAUGUAUCAUGUACUUGUUUCUUUUUGCAAUUUUUGUCUCGCCGUGGUUGUUUAGAGUUUUUUUCUUCUACAAAUAUGAUUAUCAGUUGUCUAGGGCAGUUGAGUCUGUCGGCAAUGACCUCAAUGUCGAAAUCAGUUCACCUUCAGGAGAGUCAGGAGAGUUUUUAUUUGAUUAUAUAAUUAUAGGCUUCGCAUUCCUAUUUUUCAUAUUUUACAGUUUAGCCACUGACGCAUUCCGUUCAUCGAUCAAGACAUUAUUAUAUGCCUGCAUCCAUGGGAAAAAUGAUGUUUCACAGUUGGUGUCAAGUUUUGUUACAAAUUCACUUUUUCCCUUUAAGAAAUGUGGACUUAUAUGUGGUUGCUUUUUGUUUGGGUUUUGGAUUGUGUUGGUUGUUCCAUUCCUUUUUUUAUUGUUGGUACUUCAGACCCUUCCUCUGCUAAAUGUCUUAAAUAAUUUCUUCUUUUUAUUUAGAGAAUUACAAAAAGCAGACAGAAUUUUGAAAUGGCGCUUUGCAUUUACGAGUUUUUUAUGUCUUGAAGUGAUAUUUCUUUUUAUACUCAUUGUUAACGGCUGCGUAAUAUUUUAUAUUAACUGCUUUGCAUAUGCAAUGAUAGGACUGCUACUAAAUUACGAUGACGUUUUUAAGUAUGUUUGUCUAAUAUCACUCUUUUUAGUUUACGGGUACAAUUGUUUUAACAAUAUACACAAACGAUAUUCUUAUUUCAGUAAAUUACUGAGUAGGAAACUACAGGGGAAAAUAGUCAAUCAAUUUAAUUUAGAUGACCAGGAAGAGGAAAACGACCCGAUAAACACCGCCCAUAUAGUGUCCUCCUUUUCUUACCAACAGCCAAAUGAAAUAUGCUUUACCUAUCUCCACCGAGAUUGGUUAUACUGGAGGGCUAGGCGCUUGGUAUAUUUUCUCGACAGAUCCGAAGCAAUUCCUACGCCAUACAUAUCUAAGCAGUUCUUCGGGGAAAUGAAUUCUAUUAAGAAUUCCGUAUGUCCAGGAUCCCAGUAUAUUCUUUACCUGAAGGCUUGUAGAGAUUUCAUCAUAGUUGUUAUCUUUCUAUUAUUCGUCUUAAUUGUCAUUUUCGCUUUGGGAAGAGCACAUGACCUUUCAUCAGGCGUUCAGACUAUUGUGGCAAUAGUCGGGGGUUUCUUACCGUUUGUAUUCGAGAAGUUUUUUUCUAAAUCCCACAUUAGAAAUAUGUCAGAAAUUGAAAACAGUCUUUGGGAAAAGAUAUUAGAAAAUAGAAUAGACAUUUUCGAAGAAUUGUGGAAGGUCCGAGAUAUCGAAGUUCAGGCUACCAGUGACACUCGUACUGUAUGCAGAUCAACGGGUUCGAUCCAGGGUGAAGUUUCGGAUACUCAGGAGUUUGAUUUUGUGGUAUCUGAAGAAACUACUCUGGCGGGAAAAAUAUCAAAACUAUUUGUUCCUAAUACAACUUUGUCUAUAGAUAAGGAAACUGAAAUGAUCAUUCAAAGCAGAGCAACAUAUGAGUCAUUACCCUAGAAAUAAUAACGAUUUUCAAUGUUAUUAAAAAAAUAAUUAGGAGAAUAUUCGAAAUGAACGAAAUAAUAAAAAAAUCAGCAAAUCCAUAAAUUAUGCUAGCGUUUCAUGGUUAUAUAACCGAUGAUAUUAUUUAAUUCAUUUUGCAUGACUCCGAAAAACAAUUAUUGCUUAUAGACAUUAUAUUUCCUUCCCCAUUUGUUAAAAAGUCACUGUUACAAGCUGCACAUGUUUUUAGUAAGUUCUCGUGGCUCCACUUUGUUUCGGCAGCCGAAUCCUAAGACGUUACUUGAUUGUUUUUUUCCUAAUUGUGUGGCUGCGUUUGUAUGCUUGUGAACCUAUAACGGUGCCCUACUGUUUUCUUAUGUGUUGCUUGUUCGUUUUUCUAUGUUAUUCAGUUGAACGUAGUUGUAUGUUUAUCUUUGGUACACGAGUGUCUGCGCUAUUGUGGUUUACGUUGUAGUGCGACUGUUUCUAAAGAACAUGGCAUUUCCUUGUAUAAUCGUCCUUGUUCAACUUUCCCCUUCGGGUUCACACCCCCCCCCCCCCCCAACGCCAUUUCGCCCUUUACUAUUUCCUUCCCCUCAAUCAAUAUUUAGCAUGAAUUAAUAUGUACUUGUUGGUUGUUUGAAGCAACCCGUCUGAAAUAUUUUUCCAUUACAGCUUCUUUUUGUUGUUGGCAAAUGCGUAGUUCUGGGUCUGGGUUUUUGGUGCUCUGUGCUUCCGAGAAAUCUACCCUUACCUAUUAUCUUUUGUUGUGUUUAUUAUUAGAAUGUAUAAUUAAUAUAUAAAAUGAUGUUAAUUUCAUACAGUCAGAUUUUCAAAGGAUCCUUUUUGAUUUUAUAACCAGAACAUGUUUCAUUUUCUGUUUUAUUUAUUUUAUGCAUACUUAAGGUAUUAGAUCACUAAAAGUAAUGUUUACAAAAUGGCAUUUGCUUGGUAUAUUCUGAAAGGUAACCGUGUUUUGCACUAUUUUGCAAAUUUUAAACAACUAUUACCGUGCC
This is a messenger RNA of Mercenaria mercenaria, 3694 nucleotides long. RefSeq lists its product as uncharacterized. The transcript has a single exon. The coding region runs from base 114 to 2693 and encodes 859 amino acids. NCBI's taxonomy places the organism in Eukaryota, Metazoa, Mollusca, Bivalvia, Venerida, Veneridae. The record is from RefSeq and is a predicted model, not a curated record.